GUUUGUCGCUUGACCCCUUCGAUAUCGUCGAGAGUUUUGGUUUCUUUUCCACCUUGGUCGUACAAAGAUGCCUCGAAUUACUCGCAGUGCUCAGAAACAAAUCGAAUUUCGUUGUCAGAAGACUCGAUCACAACAGAAGAAGAACGAAGGAACGAUCGCGGCAAGUCGAAGCAAACACACACGAGAAUGUUCGAUCUCACCGAGAAAACGCCGCGAUCCCGCGAAGGGUAAGCCUAGAAUGUUAUCUUUUGCUUCUUUAUUAAACUUCUUUUGUAAGCCAAUGUAAAGACCCCUGUAAGAGAUAUAAGGAUCGUCAAAUUUUCACUUCAGCGAAACUGACAACGGUGUUUAAAAUAUGAAAUCUACUUAUUUGCAAUUGCACAUUCGGCCAUUUAUUCCCGCGCGUGUGCAAGGUCGAACGUCAGAAGAAAAAAAAUCAAAUCCUUGGAAAUGUAAGCACUAUGAAGCCUUUUUAUUAUGAUUUAUAUUUUAUAUAUAAACAUUUUGUUUCAAGUUUCAUUCCUCAUGCUUUAUCUUCCGUCGAUCUUCAAUUCGGCACAAAGACUCUAAUCGGAUUUACAGUUUGCGACUCAUUUGCAUGCACUCAUUUGCAUGCACUCAUUAUAACGCUGCGCUACUGACAAAGCUAUCGGCAGCGCUAGAUAUUACAAUUUUGCAUUUUUUUUUCAUCUGUGCGCUUCUUCGAGCCUCUUUCCUCAUUAAGUGUUAAUUAAUGCCUUUCAGAAUUCGAUGGUUCUUCGUUCAACUUCAUUUUGUUAAAUAUAUAUUUCAAAACUUUAAGCUUGGUUUAAUUUCAUUGGCAAUACCCUUGGGUAACGUCUUAAUUGCUCUGUUGAUAAAAAUGAUUUGCUUGAAUUUUCUUUUAGCUUGUCAAACACCGGUUUCCGUAUCCCCGAAGAAGAGAAAGAACAAUGAUGGAAAGGCUAGAGACGUUGUUUCCAGCGAUGAAGAGAACUCUGAUCCAAAACAGAAGCUUUCGUUUGCAGGUAAGGUUUUGUAAGAAACACUGAACUAAACAUCAAAAUAUUUAUCAUGCUACCCUUUGAGAUUUUUUCUUUACGGAUGUUUGGGGGGGGGAUUUAUUUGUGUACCCCUGGUAUCUCCAAUUAUUUGCCCUUCUUAUAACAAUAGUAACUGUAACCAUAUCCAAUUUGGUCUACUGACACAUAAAACUACCAUGACACGAUGGAAAUUCUUAUUGAAUCAGUAAAGAUACAAUGGAUAUUGGAUACCUUUUUGCUCUUUUCUAUCUGAAAAAUUCUUGAGUAUUCCUUACCAUCUCUCCAAAUGGUAUCAUUCUUUAACAUGGAAGAAACCUUUCAUUUUUACAAAAAUUAAGGGCUUGAUUCACCAAAGACAACACCAAGAAACCAAGCAAGAUGCAAGAGUAAAAAUGCUGGUCUUAAAGAGGGGUCAGAACCAAGGAAAAUAAUCUCGCUUGCUCGUCAGGAUGGUAAGUAAUAAUGCUGUUAAUAUCAUAAAUGGUAUCUGUUAACCCUUAAACUCUUAUACGCAAUCAAGACAACAUUUCUCCUUACAAUAUCAUGCAGAAAAGAGUUGAUAAUAAAGAAAAGUAUUGACAAGAGAAUUGCUAGUUGAUCCAAUACCGCAUCCUCCAUACUGACAUAAGAAUUGUAUGACAGACAGUAAGGAUAAUUAUUAAUAAGAUCUUGAGAGUGAAAGGGUUAAAGUACUGGACUCUUAAUCAAAUGAUAAAGGUUUGAAACCUGACUUUUUCAAAGUCAUUGUGUUGUGUUCUUAAGCAAGAUGCUUCAAUCUCACAGUACACCCCCCCCCCCUCAGAAGUAUCAAUAGAUAGCACCAAACUGUUUAGGAAACUUGAAAAAUUGUGGAGGGGGGCUGAAUUAAGAUGAACUAGCAUCCCAUGAAAGGGGAGAAACAAUAUUCUCAUCAGAGCCUGUAGUGUGGGCCACACCAUGAUAACCAAUAUUAAUUAUUAUUGAUAACUGUUAUAACACUAUUAACAGUACUUUACCUAUGAUCAAAAGCUCACACCAUGGCUGUUUUACCAGGUCAGCAAUAUUCCAAAGUAAGAAGGGCUCUUCAUUCUUCGCAUCCUAAUAACUUGCUGUGUCGAGAGAAAGAGGUCACAGAAAUAAGAAAAUUUCUACAGAAUCAUCUGCUGAAGGGAAAACCAGGAAGUCUGUACAUAUCAGGUGCUCCUGGCACAGGAAAGACAGCUUGUUUGACAAAGAUUAUGUUUGAAAUGAAGGUAAGGUGAACUUUAAAUUUCCUGGAGCAGAACUCUCAACCCAGAAUCCAGUGAAUUAGCCAUAAGCUUGAGGCCACCUUGUCUAUUGUAUAUCUCAGUUAGACUGUAUAAGAAUUUGAAUGUAAUUUGGUUUUUAUCCCCCGAGUUGUUCAUGUAAACUAGUCACUGUAAAAGUUUCUAAAGCUGAUGCACUUGCUCUGAUGAAGGGGUAAUACCCCCCCUUACCAACACAGCACUACAGUUUCUUUGAAAAAUUUCAACAAAAUUAGCAUGACAUUACUCAAGAUGGGCCAUCCCUAAAUCUAGGGGGGGUACCAUCUACUCAAAUUUAAAAAGGCUCGUUUGUUAUGGAUAACAAACCUCUGUUUUAAAUGACUCAUGAAGAAGAUAAAGGAAACUUACUGUAAUUUGCUGAUUCUUUAGGAUGACAUCAGAAAAUGCCAAGUUAUCUUUGUGAACUGCAUGGCACUUAAACAACCUCAAGACAUUUUCAAGAAGAUAGCAGUUGAAUUAGUGGGAGAAGACCAGUGUCCAGCAAAAACUUCACAAAAAUUCCUUGAAGAGGAAUUUUCUUCAUCAGCUGCAACAAGGUAACUGAACUAUUCCCACAAAUAAACCCAAAACAAAGAAUUGAAAAUUCAUCAUUAAUUGGUAGUUUUCAUCAUCAGUUUUUUUUGGCCAAACUGUCCUGUUGAGUGAUCUGUGAUUGUUGGUUCUAGAAUCCUUAUCUUAGAUGAAAUGGAUCAACUUGAAUCAAAGCAUCAGGAAAUUCUUUACACUAUGUUCGAAUGGCCCUCUCUGCCAAAAUCAAAGCUAAUUCUAAUUGGUAAGUAAUCAUUUCAAUCAUUUUAAACUUGUUUAAUCUGUAAAAGAAGUAGAAAAGAAGUAGUGCACAUCUAUCACUACUGAUUGAUGGUGAUAACUGAUUCGGAGGUUUUUAUCUGUAGGGAUUGCAAAUGCCUUGGAUUUGACUGACAGGAUUCUUCCAAGACUACAAGCUAGACCUAAAUGUAAGUAACCCUUUUAACUUCCUAAAAUUAUUAACAUGUAGCUUCUCCCUAUAAUAUUCAUACGUUAUCCAGAAAACAGGUUAUGAGAAUACUCUAACUUAUAUAAAAGGUAGAAGUUUUUAUUCUGAUCUAUCACCAAAUUCUCAUAACUAAUUUACCAGGAGAUGUGUAAUAGCUAGAGGAGAAAAUUAACAUUCAGAUCUUGGGAGUUAAAGGGUUAAAUGUAUAACUUUGGAUUUCAAUAAAAAUAUUUCAAAUAAAAAAAUUCAUUAAUAUAUAGAUUUUGGCCGAGUACGAGAUUGUCUGAACAAUUUCUCUAUGUCAAUCUAUAAGUAAAGAAGUAAGUGCUAACCCUCUGAACCCCAAAAUUGAUUAACAUGUAACUUCUCCUUCCUGGAUUAUUACAUUAUUUAGCCAAUGGGUCAUGAAAAUGGACACAUUUAUCAGCUGUAGAGAAAAUUUUCCUAAUCUAAUACUUGCUUUUCCUAAGUGAUUUGCAAAUAAAUGUAUUGCAGAUUUCAGAGAGAAUCCCAAACCAUAUCUCUGCAGUGAAAAAAAAAUUGAAGUUUUGCCAUAUAAUGAACAAGAGAUAUUAAAAGUACUUGAUUACCUCUCAAAUUCCCAGAAAUAUUGACUGACCUCAUUGCUUUGUUUUUGUUUUAACCUCAAGGCAAACCAGAGCUUCUUCACUUUGCACCUUACACAAAAGAACAGAUUGUACAAAUUAUAAAGGACAGAUUGACAACGGUUAGUUAUUGCUGUUGCAUAGAAUUUUCCAUUCCCAAACACAAAGAUGGCUUGACUCUUACAGUGAUUGGCUACUGUUUUCAGGUGGAUGAUAGAAAUAACAUUCUUGAUGCUUCAGCUGUGCAGUUUUGCGCAAGAAAGGUGUCGGCCAUGGCAGGCGACAUGAGAAAAGCCUUAGAUAUCUGCAGGUAAUGAGGAUUACAAAUUCCCUUCAAAAGAAAUGUAACAGACCUGUAUCAAAAAUAGCCACCAGAUUGAAGCCCUAUGAGGACAGUGUGAGCCUACUCAUAUGAUGAUAGGCAGAAUUGGAAUCCACUAGCUCUUAUUUCCAUUAACCCUUUGACCCCUAAGUGUGACCAGCAUCCAGUUUCUCCUUACAUUAUCACCCCUGAAUCAAACAUUUAGGUCACAAGAAUAGAGAAAAUUAUCAUCAACUAAAGGAGCUCUUGAUUGUUUAACAAAUUCUCCUCAUCAGCACCUAAGGAUAUGUAUAGAGAACAGUAUGAAGAAUAUUUAUUCUGAUGUUAAAGCAUAAAGGGUUCAUAGUCAGACACUGUUGGCACCCUGGCUUGGGUCCACUAAAUACAAGGUAUCCACAGAUAUACCAUGUGAAUCUCAAGAUCCAAUUUGUAAUUCUUAUUACAGACUACCAUACAUUUCCUCCUAAAUCAGACAGGAGAAUUUGAUGUUAGACCAAGAUAAAACCCUAUAUUUAAUAAGCUUGUCUGGGAUAAGAAAAAAAUUAUGUUUUGUUCAAUUCUGGGAGUGAUAUGGCAGAUAAGUGGCAUAAAAUUACCUGAAGUUGAACAUGACAAUUUUAGGCAGCCCCCUUUGUUUGCUUGAACUAAAUUCAUCUAACCCUGAUAAUAAAUACAUGCAACUUCUUAUGAUCACGUCAAAAUUAAAACUCCGAACUAAUUUUUCAGGCGAGCAGUUGAAGUGGUAGAAUCUGGAGAAAGAAAGCAACAGAUUUUACAACCAGUUGGAAAAGGUACCUUUUAAUUUUAUGUUUAUCACAAGUCUUGAGUGGCUUUUGAUCCCUUUAUCUAUGUUUUAAAAAACCCUAGAUUGAGAGUGAUGCUGCUAAUCAAUCAAUAUUCUUGUUAGCAACUAUUUGAUGAGUGAUAAUUAUCAAUAAUUGUUGAUAUUUUAGUGAUAUUCCUUCCAUUGAAUUAUGAAAUCACAAAUUCUUCUUUCAUAUUGUUUCAUCAGCUGAAUCUCCCUCAAAAAAGCUUGAAACUCCACCAAAGCCAAAAAAGGUUGGAAUUUCUCAGAUUGCUAGUGUUGUAGCAGAAGUUUAUGGAUCUCGUCUGGUCUCUGGCCCUGGAAGUGAACAGCCAACAAUACCACUGCAACAGAAGCUUCUUAUCUGCACGUUUUUGUUGAUGACAAAAGAACGCAACACAAAAGAAGUUGUUUUAGGAAAGGUAAGGAAAAACCUUCAGUUUAGGUUUCAUUCUGAUUAACCCUUUAACUCCCAUGAGUGACCAAGACUGAAUUUCUCCUUACAAUAUCAAUACAAUAUCAAGCAACAAGUGAUGAGAAUUAAAGUAGAUAACAAGUAAGGGAUUAUUGGUUGAUCCAAUAGCAAAUUCCCCACACAGACACAUAAGAAUUGUUGGGCAGACAGUAAGGAGAAUUGAUAUUAAUACUAAUUCAAGUUAAAUUUCAUUCAAACCAAUCAAGAAUGUUAUGAAAGAACCCAUAUUUGAAUGGCUGUUUUAAAAAAAGAGCUGUUAUAAAAAUCUUCAUUCCUAUAUUUGCAAUAAGUGUUGAUUUCUUUAAGCACAGAAUUUGUAUUACCUUGACAUGGGAUCACAUGCAUCUUAAGAGUAAAUAGAAAUUUAAGGGAAUUUGUUCAAUUUUGUUCCUUUUAGUUUCACGACACUUACUGUAAAAUCUGUACCAAGAGAAAAGUCUCCCAUCUUGGUCAGGAGGAUUUUCUUGGGCUGUGUAAUAUCCUUGAGACCAGAGGACUUCUUGGAAUGAAAAGAGCUAAAGACACAAGGAUGAUGAAGGUGAGUUGGAAAGUUAUUGAAAAAAAAAACAUAGAAAGUUUCUUCAGAAGAAUUCCUUUAACUCAAGCAGCUAAUGAACAGAGAGCACUGAGUUAAUGUGUUCAAACCUGGCCAGGAUCAUUGUUAAAUAAUAGAUAACCUAUCAGAAGUCUAAGGGACAAAACUUUUGUGCAAUUUACUUAUUAUGUAAUAGUAAAUUAUAUUUAUUAUCAUUACUUUUAGGUGACCCUAAAAAUUGAUGAAAAAGAGGUUGACUAUGCAUUACAAGACAAAACAUUACUGUCUUCAAUUCUACAGGAAGGAAUGCCAACAUCUUCUAAGAAAUAAAUUUAAGAUGGCAAAUUUGAAUUUGAAGUUAUUUGCACUUUUUUUUAUAAAAACUUGUUAGAUAAUUUUCUCGAAAGACCAUUUUAUUUCAUUCAAAUGUUUUGCUUCAGUUUGGAUUUAUUUUAAAAUUUCCCUUAUUUAAACUGAGUCUUUGAGAGCCAGUAAAAAAUUUUUUGUAACUAUGUAAAGAAUGCAUUAAUUUUAUUUUCAAGUAAAAAAUUUCUGUGAUCUGAGGGACUGAUCAUUAUUUAUAGUC
Messenger RNA from Pocillopora meandrina, 6612 nucleotides. The record is from the annotation of a GenBank genome assembly. Lineage: Eukaryota; Metazoa; Cnidaria; Anthozoa; Scleractinia; Pocilloporidae.